Molecule: messenger RNA, 13774 nt
Organism: Spirodela intermedia
Lineage: Eukaryota; Viridiplantae; Streptophyta; Magnoliopsida; Alismatales; Araceae
Source: the annotation of a GenBank genome assembly
AUGGCGCGAGGUGGUGCUCGGGCCGCGGGGCAGCUUCUGCGGCGUCUGUGGAGAGCUCGCCAGCCGACCUUCUCGGCUUCCUCUUUCAGCUCCUCGUCUUCCUCCACCUUCCUCUUGAGCCGUCGGACGCCUAGCUUCUCGCCCUUCCCUCAUGCGUUCCUCGGCGUGUUGUCCGUGUCCGCGCUGGGCUUUCUGGAUUGGGCGCAUGCAGACGCCGGCGAGGUCCCGGCCAUAGUCUUUUAUGUCUUCCUUUUCUUUCCCUGGCCAAUUUACUUGGAAUGUGUGGAGUAAAUUCGAACCGAUGUUUUCCAUGUAUCAGGGAGACGGGAAUCGGGAAAUCCCUAUCGCGUCGAGCCCAACGUCCGAUUCGGACGAGAUGGACAGGCUUGUCCGUAUGGAGAGGCAGAGACUGGAGGAGUUGCUAAAGACCAGUGAGAUGCAGAGGGGGACUUACCCGGCCUUUGCCGUCUCAGCUAGGGGUCAGAAGGUCUGGUUUAUUCUUCAUGAUCAAUUUAUUUCGAUGCUUACGGAUUUCCCUCUGAAUUCCUAUCUUGUUUUGUUAUCUCGGAAUUCAGUCGCAUUUCAGCUCUUUACGUUAUGAGCUGAAGGUUUUCCGUAAAGACUUGCUGCUUCCAUCAGUUGCAGACGUUUUCCUAUCAUUUUCCUUUUGCCUUCCGAAGCACACCAGAAAUAGAUUCCUUUAUUGAUAAACCGGUGACCACAGCCUUUGACGAUCUGUACACUCAAAUCCUUUCUUGUCACAGUUCUCUAGGAUACGAAUGAUGGCCGUCCACUCGAGGACCAAAAAGGGAGAUAAGCUGCCGCAGCGAUUUCCGUGAGAAUCUUUAGUAGGCGCCUUUGGUUUUAGAGGCUUGUUAGGUUGUACCAAUGAAAGGACUUAUGGAUUGCAGCCUAACGAGGUUCGUAAUUAUAAAAUGUUUCAAAGAAGUGAGUUAAACUCGGUGCAUGGAGAAACAAGAAAAUCGUUGGUGAAAUCGGAGUCCCCCAGCCUUUGUCCACUCCUUGUCUUGGACAUCUUUAACAGAAGAGUUUUGACAAGCUCGUCUGGUGUGGAUGAUAACAUGUCUAGACACCACUAAUUUUUCUCCCUGCGCUUUAUAAGCUCAAAUAUUGCAAAUCUACGCACCAUUUUGACAAUCACCCCUUUAACGUGUGUAGCAGUUGCAGAUCUAUUAUGAUAUGAUCUUAUGUUAUCCUCAGGAGUAUUUGAAAAAUUCACUGACGGGGUUGCUACUGACAUCACUUAAUCUUCUAAAACAGUAUCAUUUGACCAUAACCAAGAAAAAUUUCACUACCCAUCAGCAGUACAUCUGUAGUUUGUAAAAUAUUUCUCCAUAACUUGGAGAUAUUAAAAGUAUUUUGUGGAUGUCAUAGUAUUCUGACGCUGUGCUUUUUCUGUCCGAUGAAUUCCACCAUGGUUCCCCUUCCGUUUCCGCAACAACUUUUCUGUUAGCACCAAAUUGAAAUCAUUGAUAUUGAUUAUUCCAAGAACACCAUUUUCUUCUAUUUUCACGCUCUCCUUUUGAUUUCGUGUUGUCCUCAUUACUUCCAUUCGUAAACAGUUUUCUUGGGAAAUGCCUCUAAUUUUACUGGCACGUUCUGUGGGAUUUCCAAUGAGCAGAAGUAUACAUUUUUGGGACAUAAAAUUUAUUUUUGAAGAGGAAUAUACCCGUGCUUGUGCCAUGCUAAAUGGAUUGGAAUAUUUAUGAUUAGCGAGGUAAAAGAAAAAUAGUUUGCAUUGAUGGUGAGGGAAGGGAGUUGCCUUUAAAGACGUUUAGAAUCAGCAUUAUCUUAAAUGAUAGAAUGGCAAUAGUAGUUAAUGAGAACAGAAGGUAAGAAAAGAGAAUAUCUUGUGCUAAAUUGGUACUCAUGUAUAACAUUUGGGAAUCGCUCAUCAGCAUUCUGCCUUCAUGUAUUCUAAUUUUUCUUCGGAUUGUUUAGUGCUUUAUUUAGUUUUGUUUGAUUACCAGAAUUAGUAGAUAUGUCUGGGAGUCUUUAAACUUAAAUCUAAUUUGCGCUAUAAACACAACAGAUUACUGUAAAGUUUCGGAUCCCUCCAUCAUGUGAGGUAUCACACUUGAUUGUAGAUCUUGUUUCCCAUCUUGGUCUGAAGGUUGAGCAACAUGGGGGUGGCUCAGAAAUGCUUGUGCGUGCUUGGGACAGGUAAUUAUGUCGGUUCAGCAUUAGUGAUUUACGCUGUCAUGCAUCACCUUCUAAAUUUGCUACUAUUUUUAUCAGUACUUUUCUGUCUGUUGACUAGGGAUGUUUUAUUCUAAGCACUAUUUUGUUUUUAGCAUCCUUUGUGUCAUAACCAAUAAAAUCGAAACGUAUGUGGCCUAUAUUUCUGUACUAUGCGUCUUUGUCAUUGGGGAAUGUGUCUGUCUAAGCAUAUUCUAAUUCUCUAAAUGGGAUAAUUCCGUAUGUAUUACCCUUCAAAGCUGAAGACUGGUGUUCGAAUGUGACGAGCAGCAAAGAGACUGAAUCUACGGUACCUCUCUUCUACAUAGCCUGGGAACUAAAUCGUAUAUCACAUGGAGCCUUUUGCUUUACAUUACAUAAACUAUUGUUUUGAUCAUCAGGGAAUAAAUUGCCUUCUGAUUUAUGGAAUGACAAUCAGAAGCAUCAACCGAUUAUUUUCCCAGUUCUUUUAUGGUAAUUACAUUUGUUACAGUCUUUAGUUCUGGGGCUGGGAUUAGUCUUUCUGUGCUUGGCGCCUGAUGGAUGUCUCAGGAGGAGAAGAAACUGUUGCUGUUGUCACCUCCGAAAUGGAAUAUUUAUAUUUAAUCUGUAGUUCAACUCCUUUAAAGUUGAGUAUGAUAAAUGAUUAGUAUAAGUAUGUUUCUGGUCUUAGUUCAAAGUUGAAAACUUGACAGUGGCAUGGAAAUGCCUGGUAUCCACGAUGUGUGAAAUCUUGAGAACGGAUCAGGAUGCAGAUUGGAAUGAUAAAAAAAGAAUUUAUAUUGUUUUCAUAUACGUGCAUAUGUACAUUUAUAUUUAGAUCUAAUAAAACUUGAAUGCCAACCAGGACUGGCAUAGAGGAUACACAAAUCUAAGAGUUUUCAAACAGAUGCCUUCCUAAUAUAAUAUAUAUGUUUAUGUAAGAAAACGCUUCUUUGAGUGGAUGUACUGAUUCCUGGAGAGUACGAUCAUCAACUAGGCAACUAGGUUCUGGAUGACAUGAUAUUCCAUUGUCUAGUUGAGCUGGUGUGAAAACCACUCAUCUUCUUCAGCAUAGUGCUUUAGUUGCCUUGGAAGCUAGUUUAAUAAAGUUACACUUAGACAUAAUAUUAUUAAGUAUAUUUUAGGAGCACGGUUUUCGUCUUGGAAAGCUUUAUACAGAAAAAAAAUAAAAAAAAUUAAUGUCUUUCCAAACGGAAAGUUAAAAUAGGUACAGCUUGUAUAUUGAAUUUCAAUGUUAUUUAUCUCAUCUUUAAACUGAUCAACCUGAUAUGAUCAAGUAUAACUGCUAGUUAUACCAGCACAAACCGAUUUUCGCCAUGCUAAAAUGAUCUCUUAAUGUAGGUUCUAGAAUUAGUUUUGAAAGCAUAGUAAUAGACUUUUUGAUGGUGCUCUAAGAAUAGAAAUUUUUAUUGCCAAUUUACAUUUUUUUUUUUAUUAUACGUUUGAAUAAUUCAUGAAUAUAAAUAGAAAAAUUAAAUGCAGUUAACAUUUAUAUAAUGUAUGAUGUAAUCACUUUGAGAUCACUAUUUCUUUUUUUAUCCUAGGCAAACUAGUCUUCACCUAGUUGUGAUUCCAUGUUCCCCAUAGUAGUGCCAUAAACCGCUCUCUUAAUCGCCUUAGUUGUUAUAAUAACUUUGUCGCAUCCAUACAUCAAACAUUUCGUAUGAGACUGUCACCUAGGCUGUUUUAUGAUCGUAAAAUUAAUUCAAAUCUGAUGCAAUAUGCUGCUGAGUAGGAUCCCAUUUUCAGCUGUGUUGGCUCGGUUUCAUGACCAAAUUCAAAGUGCACGGGGAACAGUUACAUAUAUCUGAUGCACUUCUCGGCUUUCUGGUCCAUCAGCCUUGAUGGUUACUAGAGCGGAGGGUUUUAGAGGUUCCAUAUGAAUGUUUGGAGCUAAUUGACGGAUCAUAAAUGAGGAACCUAAUAGCACUGCGAUGCAGAGUGACCUAUUAGAAAUCUGAACCUAAUAAUACUACGACACAAAGGGAUGAAUCAUAGAUGUGGAACCUAAAACUAGCAUGACACAGUGACAGAUGAGGAACCUAAUAAUAUCACUACCCAAACUAAUGCAUUCUAGAUAAGUCCUAAUAAAACCAUGGCAGAAACUGAUGCAUUAUACCCAUACUAUAAACUAUGGAGGAUCUAGUGCAGAUGAUGCCCAGUUUAAAUUGCUAAUGCUGGAAAUGAACUGCCACUUCCUCAAAUCACGAAGGAUGGAAAUCUAACUCACAAAAAGAUGAUUGCUAUAAGAUGUAAAUUGGCGUUGCAUAUGUCUUAGGCUCAUUUCAAUAAAUUAGGAAGCUAUACCGGUUGACUUCUGCGAAAGAAGUCUCUGGGGGAACUAUACAGGAAAAAAAGAUAGCAUUUCGAAAGAAAAUUCCCAUCUAGAACGCUUUUAGAAUGGUUUUUGUAGUCCAUCACCCAGUUGCAGUAAAACAUUAACAAAAAUCUUUAAUAAAACCAGGAAAGCCGAACAAAAGGCCAAGAUGGUCACAACAUCAUUAAGAAUGACAUGAGCCCAAAGAAGAAAGAAAGCAGUACAUCACAGGUUCGCUUGAUGUUCUUGAAAACCGUUCAACAACGAACCAUUUUUCAAAGUGAAAAGAUGAUUCUUUUACUCUUGUGGCUUUCUGCUCACCAACUUAACUUUGCGACUUUUUGGCAGAUCAUUUUCUGUUUGUGAUUUUCUUGAUUAGCUCCCUGAUUUGUUCAUGGGAACAGUCCAGGGCUUAUGCCAAUGUUUACGAUGAAGUCUUUCAAACUAGAAACAAAAGUUUCUGUAUCUUCAAAAUCCGCUGGCAUAUGAAACAUUAUGUACAUUGAAUACAAAAGUUUCAUAUGCGUUAUUUUCUCUUCCCAUUUUACAUUGCUUCAAUAAUUUUUCCCUAAGACUGGAGAAUCCUGCCAACUAAUGCUCACCAGCAGGUAAACGCACACCUGAGUCAACAGCAUGCUCUUGUAUUGAGGUAGAAUGUGAUUCGGAUAUACAGGACGAUUGAAGUCAUAUUCCUGGUUCAUCCACAUCCUCAUGCGCAAGUCAUCUUCCAGAUUUGGUUCUUCUUGCAUUACUGGAUAUGACAAGGCUUCUUGUCUCCUGUUAGUCUAUCUGAAUCGGAUCAAAGGCCUUCACGGAUCCACGAUGGGCUAUUUUCUUUUUCACACAUUUCUUGAAAAAAUUGAACUUCUCAGAACUCCCUCACAUGAUGUAUUUUGACGAUUUCUUCCAAAGUUCUGUCACUGGAUUCUCUGAAUCUCCAUUCACCCCUGAUGGGCAAUCCAUCCAUCAUGGACAUCGGAUCUGAUACAAACACUUGUCAAAUGACAGUUCACCGGUCCUCCACAUGUGAUUUCCAAUUUUUCUUUAUGAGUGAAAGAGAACUGAAAGAACAUGUUUUUAACUCAGAGACUGUCUGAUGAAUUAUUCACUCAAAACGACCGGUUCUACACAUUUAUAUGUGCUUAUACUUUCAGAAGUUAUGAAUGUUUAUCUUUUUCUGUCCGAAUGCGACGGUUUUUAUCAAUGUUUUGACUGUUUAGAUCCCCUGGACGAUGUGGCUUCAGUUUGUAUUUAACUUUGUUUGUCCACACGUUGUACUGUAGCGUUUCUUUCCACUGAGUUGUCUUAUCUGUCAAAUUUUUGAAUAACUGUGUAUGUUAUUUUCUUCUAUGCUUUCUGAACAAUGGAUUUUCUUCCCCUCUAAUAUUGGCCUUUACUUGCUAGUGCUGUUUCUUGGCAACUUACGCUGAAUGCUCUAGAAGAGAGUCAACAAACAACUGGAGGCUAUUCAGAUGAAGACAAAAAGAAACAUAAAGGAAACUUGUGCGUCCUUAUAUAUGAAUCACUUGUUAGCUCUGGGAAUUGUGUAAUUACUUCGGUCUCCUGAUUUCACUGUUCAUAUAUUGUUUCGAUUGUCUGAUUAUUCACAAAGUUGUAAUACGUGAACUCCUUUCAGGAAAUUGAGUUCAUAAAGGAGGGAACAUUUACUUCUGUGGAAUUAGACGCACUUGUGAGUGCAUUGAAACUAGCUGGUGAGAAAACUGAUACGAAAAAAGCAUCAGGACGGAAACCACAGAGAUUCAAGAGAGAGAAGCAAACUGAUGCUCAGGUGGAGAGAAUAAUAUCGUCCCUGGAGGCCAUGGGAGUGCGAGUCUAUGGAAUUGAUGAAGCUUCUGGAUCCUCCUCAAAUGGUACCAUAUCAUGGGAUAACAUUGCAGGCUAUGAACAACAAAAAAGGUGAGAUUAUGUUCUAGCUAUUUUCUUGUUCACAUUCAUUCAUGUAACUUCAUAUGUGUUUAUCUACUUUGAAGUGCAAAAUGUCAUAAAUAAAUUCUUAGGCAAAUGAUUGGAUGCAAUAGAGAAGGUUGUUAGACUGGGCAUUGAAUGUGGGUACGUGGUCCUUAUUUUUUACUUAAGUGCGAUGCUUUUAUUACAUCUUGAGCCAUUUCCGAACCUGGCCAGUUCUUAUGUCUUGUGAAUGAAUUUCCCCCUGUUCUCCUAGAACCGAUGCAAAACAAUAGUCCUUAUGCGACGAUUUAUAAAAUAUGUUGUUUCUAUUUUGAAAGGAGGUUAAAGCUAAUUUUCCAAAAAGCAGACACAAACUAUGUUUGACGUGAAUCACCCUGUCAUUCAAAGAAAACCAAAAGUUCAAUGAUGAGAGGAAGAUGCUCGUCUUCAGUGCAAAGCACUUAAUUUAGUACCAAUCUAAUUACAUGCGAGGUGAUUGACUAUAUACGCAAAUCUCGCACUGAUAUCGAACAUUGAAAUUGUCCUGUCUUUUGGUAAUCUGGUGAAGACAGUACAAGGCAGUUGGGUGAUCUUUAAAGUUUUGAAUGAAAGGGUCCUAUCUUUAAUGAUAUCUGUGCUGAUGAUUUCAGAGUGUUUCAUAGAAUUCUAAACCUUCAUUUGUUUUCUUUCCUUUAGGUGGGCAUAAUAUCUCUGGAGGUAAUUGAUGACCAGUUUCAAUUUUUCUUUGAUAAGUAACAGUUCUUCCAUCGGUCUUUCUGCCUAAGUACAUUUUUAAAACUGUACCAAUGGACUUUAAUAACUUUGGUAUUCAGUCUCUGUUUAAUAUAUGUGAUCCGGUCUAACAUGCCCUUUGGGAAAGAAUAUAUUAAUUUAUCCUUUACAGCCUAGAUAAAUUUUUUUGUUCUAUCACCCUUAGGAGUGUCUUCAAAGCAACUUAUAGAAAGCUAUGUUACUUUUGGUAGGUGUUAAGACUUAAUACUGCCAUAUAUUCGCCAAUUUGUACUUCCUCCAUUGAUGAUCUCACUGACAACUACCAUUGCUUACGCCUCCAAAUUUAUUAAUCCUAGUUUGUAACCCAAAAUUCACUGAGUAAAUUCUCCGGUUUAAAAAUGUCAUCUAAUUGUCUUUAAAUUUAAUUUUCAUGGGAGUUUUAGCAUUCACCGAGUAUAUUUCACUUUCCGACCUGAGUCAAACGGUGGAGAACAGCUUUAUCCACUCACCUUCUUAUUGAAAGUUAUGCUGUAUAUAUAGACUCAAUAGCACAGGUGAGCCCAAAGUGGAUUCAAGACUUGAUAGGUUAGUAGGCCCAAAUAAGAUUCGAGAUUUAAUAGAACGCGGCUAGCUCUAAUGCAGAGAAACAAAGAAAGGAUAACUGAUUCUCAACACUCCCCCUCAAGGAAAGCAUAUCUGAUAUAUGGUUUUUUUUUAAGGCAAAAUUUAAGUGGUCACAUGUGAGCAUUUUGGUGUACCCAUUAACUGGUUGAUUUUCUGAAUGAGUAGGAGGAAUACACAGGUUUCCAAAGUCGAGCUUCUCUUUGAUUAGGUGUUAAUUUAUCUCAAUACGCUUGGUUUUGUUGUGUUGGAAAGGUUUGCUAGCAAAAUUUAUUGUCAUUCAUGUUGGUAUGUUCAGAGCUUCUAUCUUCCAUUUUAGAGUCCUGAUAUGGUCCAACAUAUAAUGUGAUUUAAAAUAAUGACAGAGAAAUAGAGGAUACGAUUCUACAAUCACUGCACAGUCCUCAAGUGUAUGAUGAGAUUGCUUGGGCUACACGUCAGAAGUUUGAGACUAACCGACCUCGAGCUGUGCUCUUUGAAGGUCCUCCAGGUCAGCCUCUUAUGAGAAUAGAUGCAGAUUGUGCUUUGGAAGUAUGCAUAGUUUCCUGUAUAUUUUCUUUACCAUUAAUAAAAGGUGUCAGCUUUGUAAUUCUUACAUAAAUAUUUAUAGUUUUCUUCUUUUUUCUGUACCAUGCAUAUUGCCCACAAGUCACUCUGAAAUCCGACGUACAGCUGGUUCUAUUUAAGGUUUACGCUGCUAACCCAUGAUUGUUAUUCAGAAACUGAUACUGUUGGAUGUUGUGGAUUGUAAAACAUGUGUUUUUCCUGUUUGAGUAUGAUGGAAAAUGUUUCCUGUGUUUGGCCUAUUACUGAGAAAACCAUUGUCAAAGUAGGCUGUUGGAUUAAAGACAUUUACCCAAUGCUUUCGUUUUGGAAAUAACCAAAAAUAUCGAAAUUUACUCUCUUUAUUCUGAAGAAUGUGAAAGAUUUUUGGCCCUAAGUGUCCAGGCCAUAUGACCAAGUUCAGUGCCUGUUAAGCGCUUGAGACUCUAGUUUCUGAUAAUAAUGCUAUGUACAAUGGUCCAAAACAUUUUCACUAAAUAUGUUGUUUAUUUCAUGUGGAUCUUAGGUACUGAGGUUUCUGGAUAGUAUCACAUGAUAAUGCAAAUAUAAAAUGAAGUGUGUCUUGGAGACCUUGGUACCAAUAGCAAUAUUAAUAUCUUGACAACCACACAAUUUUCAAUUUCAGGAACAGGGAAAACUUCAUGUGCUCGGGUUAUUGCAAAUCAAGCUGUGAGUCAUAUAUUCCCGUUUCGUUUGUUCUGUGCGUAAAAACAUAGUGACAGAAACAUUUCAAAUUUAGAUACAUGAAGCUGUAAUCAAUAUUACAUUUGCCUAAAGUGUUGAAAUAUGUAAAGAAUGACUUUGACUGGAUUGAAGUUAUUUUGUGCUGGGUAGUAAAAUAUUCAACUGACUCUUAUGAAUGUAUUUCCUCUUUAGUUAAAAAUUCCUUAUUUAUUUUGUAUGUGCUUUCAUGUUAUUAUUACCAACUGAAUGUGAACUAAAUGAAGUCUACGGUGCUUAUGUUUUAAUAUCAUGCACUUGGAAUUAAGAGCCACACAAAGUCUUAUAAAUUUGUUUCUUCCAUUUGUAAAACUGUGCUCUCUAUUCUUCUCCUGCAUAAUCUUUAUCAUCAUCCAAAUCUAACCUAAAUGGGAUCAAGGGUGCGCAAUAUGUUGUGCCCAUCCUCUUGAUCUCAUUCUUUGUUAAGAUUAAGGUUGUCAUUUAACUUUAUUUUAUUCUUCUCCUCUUACGUCCACACAUAGUUACAUGUUUCUAUGAUACUUUGUUGGCUUACAACAGUUUGGCAUGAUUUAUUUUUAUCAUUUUUCCUUUUAUUUAUUUAGUGUCUUUGGCUUAUGGAGGUUUAACUAUAGACAACUAGAAUCUUCUUGAAAAUUGGUAUCACGUGGAGAAGGCUUUUUCUAUCUGACGAUGAAUCUUUUCUGUCUGUUCAUGCAUCAAGUAGACUAUUUGGAUUGGUCGAUUUACAACACAAUAUAAGAUCAUGUUCAAUUUUGAAGCUACCAUCAAAUGACGGUUGACAUGUAUUAUGAAAUAGAAUUUGUUCAAUGAAGGAAUUUUGGGUAAAUAUACAUCUUGUUUACGUUUGGGCGUUAUUUGGUUCAACUUGAGAGUCUACUUGUGCGGCUUGCGAUCUUAUUUCAGUAGAGAAUGGCAUUGUCUUCAAUCAAGUUGAAAUUCUGGUUCAAUCAUAAACUCACUGGUGGUUCAAUAUAUAAAUAUAUACUUAUAUUAGAAUUUCUUAAAUAAUGCAUGUUUCUUUGAAUGACAUAAUUUAUACAUUUCCACAUGUUAACAUGAUUUUUUAGUGAAAUUUUCCAAAUCACAUAUUCCCAAACAGUUUUAUUUUACUUAUAAUCGUUGUGGGUGACUUGUCUAAUGUUUUUCGUGUCUAGUUUUACUGACGGCUACCAAAUAAUGUUAUAGAUGGUUAUGAGUUUUGUAUUGAACUCAAAUACUCCAAUCUCAAGCUAUCUAUUUCAUCUAGCGCUAGAUGAUUUCCCGCUCCACGUGCACACAGGCAAUGCUUGAUGUCUAAAACACUUGCCUUUCCAUGAAAAAUAUGAGAAAAUUAAUAAUAUAUAAAUAACCUUAGAGAGCACUAUCUAGCCAUGGUUUUUGUUUUAAGGGGAAUAAUUAUUGAGCUGUGUUAUCACUUUGUGAAUAUAUUUAAAUGUAGCAGCACAUGUUUUUUUGUUAUUUCUCAAUCUUUUGACCAGAAAACUACAUGCAUUGGUUCAUUUAGGACUAGGAACUGCCCAUUGACCAUAGGUCAGUGGACAUUGUUCACGUCACUUGCAAUGAUAGGGGCUAGUAACUGUAGUAUUUACUUAUAUUCUGCUGUGGCUCCUCGUGGUUUUGUUAUUUUCUUAAGGCUUAAUGACAUGUUUAAUUUCCAUCUCUCUUGUUCCAGGGUGUUCCUCUUCUGUAUGUCCCCUUGGAAGUGGUGGUAUCAAAAUAUUAUGGAGAAAGCGAACGCAUGUUGGGAAAUGUUUUCUCUCUAGCUAAUGACCUGCCUGAUGGAGCAAUUAUUUUCUUAGAUGAGGUAUCCAAUAGUGUUUCAGUAUCAUCUACUUAGAACUAUUCCUUCAAUAUCCUUUUAUUUAAUGUUUAUUUUUACUCAUUUUUUAGAUUGAUUCGUUUGCUGCUUCUCGAGAUAGUGAAAUUCAUGAAGCAACUCGUAGAAUGCUAUCUGUUCUAUUGCGUCAGGUAAAGCAUUUUAAGAUUGUAAAAAUGGUACCCAAAUUUUCCUAGCUUCUUCUGGAUUGAAAAUUUGCCAAACUAGUCAGUUAAUGUCUUUGACUUGGCAAAAAGUUAUCUAUGCUGCUCAUCGUUUUUGUUUGGAAUGCACGAUUGAUUUUCAAAAAAAAAUUCAUAUAACGUUUCCUGUGCCUGGGUGUUUUCGUUUUGCUUUUGUUUUAUACACUAAUAUUCCACUUUAGAAAUUUCUGAAUCGUGUAUUGAUAAUGAAGUGGAUGCCUAGACGCUGAUGAAUUUAAGAAUUGUUACACUGCAUUCUUCCUACUCCUCUGUAGAACUUAUCCUGUCUUUUAUUAAGUGGAUAGGCACAUAGAGAAAGAAAAAACAAUUAUCAAUGAAUAAAUUUAUUUUUUUGUUGCGACUUUCGUAUACACCUCUUUUUCUUAUUAAACGGUGAUUUUCUUGAAUGUGCCGGUAAUUUCAAGCUGUUUUCCCUCGAUUUGUAGAUUGAUGGAUUUGAGCAGGAGAAGAGAGUGAUUGUGAUUGCUGCGACUAACAGAAAGCAAGAUCUUGAUCCUGCUCUCAUCAGGUUCUCCUUUGCCUACUUUUUCGAUUUUACUUGUGAAAAUCUUAUGAAUUAAGCUGAUCCUGCAUUUCUCUACUAGUCGCUUCGACACCAUGAUUCCGUUUUUCCUCCCUGAUCAACACAAUCGUGAGAAAAUAGCAUCUCAAUAUGCAAAGCAUUUAAAGGUUUCGGAGCUAGCACAGCUUUCUGAAGCUACUGAGGGGUGAGCACUCAUAUCAUUCAGUUUGAUUUUUCAUUCAGUUUCUGGUACUCUUAAGCCACAUAUCAUUUGAACAGAUUUGUUAGAAUUCGCCGUUUCAUUAGCUUGUGGAAGGAGUACUUCGCUUUUUUUCCCUUCUGUGUUUGAUUCUGCAUGGUACGUAUUCUUAAUAAACUCGUUAUUAAACUUCGAUCAGGAUAUUAUAAAAAUUGGCCCCAAUUUCAACACAAUGUCUGGCAAGUCGGAAUUGGGGUUUUCCGAAUUAAGGAUAGCGGAGCAUUGCCUUGAUAUCCAUUUAUUCAUCGUAAUUAGAUGGAUAAAACCCACUUAUAAUAUUUUCAAUUAAUUUUUGAUGGUCAAUGAUCUGUAAAGUCAUCUUUAAUAUGUACAUGUACGUACGCAAGGCAAGAGAGAACUUACUCUCUAAAGGAUCUGGAUAGGAAGCUGUAGUCCUCGAUUUCUAGAGUGCAAUUAAAUCUUCCUUGAAGUUCAUAUGAAAUAUGGGUUGAAACACCCGUGAAUCUGUCAUUCUCUAUUAAAUGAGCUGAUUUCAGGACAGACUGGUCCUUUUAUUGUCUUCUUUCUGGAAGCUGGAGAACGGAAACUACGAUUUGCUGCAGCUGCCAAGUGGGAAAAUGCGUAGCAGCUCCAACAAGAGAACUGGGGGAAAGAGAACCCAAGAAAAAGUUGAAGAGCGGGAGAAAAAGAACGAAAUAAUUGAACGUACUCUUUCUGCAGUCCGCAACCUAUUGUUUUCUGUCUGCUACCAUCUGCUUGUGCUGGCUGCAGUCAUCUUCCCCUGUGGAAAUCUUCCCUUUCCUCACUCUGCUCCCACCAAGUUGGGUGUUGGACUGAGUGGAAGUGAGUAGAAAAGCAAAAGGAGUGAGUUUAUGUAAAAAGACGCUAUUUAUAAUUAAUAGGUAAACAUAAACUCAUGUAUUAGUGUUUAACAUGUCUUCUUUCCUUAAAAAAAAGGGAGUAUCGGCUACCUUUUCUUUACUGCUGUCUCUCAAGUUCAUGAAUGAUAGAGUUAGAUGGUCAGAAUUUAUUUCUAGCUGGUUACAAAGUAGUGCAAUAUGUCAGAAGAAAUUUGAGUUGUGGGUGAAAAAAAAGGUGUUAAGAACUUUCUGUUGUGUGAAGAAAGACAAAAAUGAAGGGAGAAUAGAACUGAAUGAGGUGAUAUUCCUUCAGUGGUCCAUAUAUAUAUAUAUAUAUAUAUAUAUAUGCAUGUAUACUUCUUCAUAUUGUCCAUAUUGACCUUCCCCACAUCAAUAGGGAUGUCUAUUUCACGAUUAGCCACUAAUAUCUUUUUCCCAGCACCACGCCUGGGAAAUUCAAAACUUAACUGUGGCGAGCGUGAUUUGACUCUUUUGAAUUAUGAUUUUCUUUCUUUCUUUUGUUUUAGGCUGUUAAUCCUCUAUAUUCAUAAUGUCCUCUGCAACAACACGUUUGAUAAGAUAUCCCAGGCCUUCCUAUUGAGCUCUACUAGCAUUUUAGCAGCCAUAUGUUGACUGGUUUAUUUUCAAACCUUUGAUAUGUUGAAGCUCUUUUAGCAUUUUGGCUCAUCUGUCAUUGACUCUUGAUUACUGCUCUUUCUCAAGCCAUCAUUGUCGUCAAAACUGAUUCAUCCUCCAACCACUGAUUAUUCCUAUUUUUAGAAUGUCUGGAAGAGACAUCAGGGACGUCUGCCAGCAGGCAGAGCGCCGCUGGGCGUCAAAGGUGUGGUCCGACCGCUGUUUCCUCGUUUUUUAUCCUCUCCGCUGGUCUAGAUACUCACUGAUGCUCUUUUGACUGAAUGCCCAUGAUACAGUUGAUCAGAGGCCAGGCAGCCAGUGACGCUGCGGAUAUUCAUCUGCCCCCACUCGAGGAGUACGUCAAGUGCGCCGAAGUCCGCCAGAGAACGCUCCAAGAAUUAUCAGAGGAGAGGAAGAGGACGUCAUCCUCUUAUUCUGCUAGGGACCGAGGCCUUCUGGGCAUCGUCUGA